Anguilla anguilla (European eel) is the source of this 2356-nucleotide messenger RNA. RefSeq names its product excision repair cross-complementation group 8 (gene ercc8). The transcript is spliced from 12 exons. Bases 283 to 1491 code for a protein of 402 amino acids. Lineage: Eukaryota; Metazoa; Chordata; Actinopteri; Anguilliformes; Anguillidae. Gene Ontology annotation, biological process: transcription-coupled nucleotide-excision repair; proteasome-mediated ubiquitin-dependent protein catabolic process; protein polyubiquitination. Gene Ontology annotation, cellular component: Cul4A-RING E3 ubiquitin ligase complex; nucleotide-excision repair complex. The record is from RefSeq and is a predicted model, not a curated record. Gene Ontology annotation, molecular function: protein binding.
UGGAAAAACAUGUCGGCGCCUUCUGGAUGAAAAUGUUCUUUCUAGAAUAAUUCCAAUGUUAGCUAGGUCGUUUAAAAAAAAAUCUUUAUGGAUAUCAAAAACCGCUGUGUUUUGGAACCUAGAUCAAAGCGGUUCCUUAGGCACAAGAAGCGAUUGUUGUGUAGUUUGGAAACCAAAUCUCUCCAAACGAAAGGUUUGGUUAUUCAAGUCAGAUGUUAGCUUACUAGCUAGCUUUCAGUGCACCCACAUCUGUAGCCCCACAUCUCUUGCUCAUACCCCAAAAUGUUAGGGUUUCUGUCUGCAAGGCAGACUGGACUGGACGACCCAUUGCGACUCCGACGCGCCGAAUCGACGAGGAGAGUUCUUAGCUUUGAGCUAAAUUCCGAUCGAGAGGUGGACCGCAUCCAUGGCAACGGAAUCAACACUCUUGACAUCGAGGUCAUCGAUGGUCGAUACAUGCUGUCAGGUGGGGCUGACGGGGUGAUAGUGAUCUACGACCUGGAGAACAGCAGCAGGAAGCCUCAGUACACCUGUAAAGCACUGUGUACUGUGGGCAGGUCCAGUCGCUAUGUGCACAGGUUCAGCGUAGAGACGGUACAGUGGUAUCCUCGUGAUACCGGAAUGUUUGUCUCCAGCUCCUUUGACAAAACGAUGAAAGUCUGGGACACAGAGACUCUGAAGCCUGCGGAGGUGUUCCAGUUCCAGGGAAACGUGUACUGCCACCACAUGUCUCCCAUCGCUAGGAAACACAGCCUCAUCGCAGUUGGCACAGAAGACCCCAAAGUCCAGCUCUGUGAUCUCAAGUCUGGAGGCCGCAGCCACAUUCUGCAGGGUCACAGAGGAGAGAUCCUGUCGGUGAGGUGGUCUCCUCGUCAUGAGCACAUCUUAGCUACAGCCAGUGCCGACAGCAGGGUGAGGUUAUGGGAUGUACGGAAGGCCUCUGGAAGCCUUUUCACUCUGGACCAGCACAACAGGGAGAAGUCCAAAGCCUCGUCAGAGGCAGUGAACACAGCGCACAACGGGCGGGUGAACGGGCUGCGCUUCACGCCCGACGGGCUGCACCUGCUCAGCACCGGCACCGACGACCGCAUGCGCCUGUGGAACAGCGCCACCGGGGCCAACACGCUGGUGAAUUAUGGGAAGGUGGAGAACGAUAGCCGCAAGGGCCUGCAGGUGGCGGUGUCGCAGGGCUGCAGCGCGGAGUUCGCCUUCGUGCCGUGCGGGAGCUCGGUGGCGGUGUACGCCCUCCACACCGGCGAACGGGUCACCACCCUGAGGGGCCACUACAACAACGUCAACUGCUGCGUCUUCCACCCCGACUACCAGGAGCUGUACAGUGGCGGUAAGGACUGUAACAUCCUGGCCUGGGUCCCCUCCCCCCGCUGCCCUGACAUCGAGGAUGAGGAGCGUGGCGCUGCAGCACAGGAGGGUGCAGGUCAGCCUGCGGCCAAUCGCGCGUUUGAAGAUGCCUGGAGCAGCGAUGAAGGCUGAGGCCUUUCCCGUUUAAAACUCCCCCACUCCUCCAAAAAAAAACAAAAAAAAAAAAAAAAACCAGCCAGGCUCCUUCUGACGCAACCCUGCCUUGACGGGACAACUCAUCGCCACGGCAACGCUCUGGCUGCCGGGCUCCACUGCACGGAUGACUGCAGCAGGCUGCUUUUUUUUAAAACCGCGAAUAAAAACGGUGUUAAAAAAAUGGUGCUGGCGAAGUGUGCGUACGCACUCGUGUGUGUGUGUGUGUGUGUGUGUGUGAAUGCAUGCCCGUUUGGGCCACUGCGGCCUUCUGCAGCUGCGUCAGCUGCAGAGCCCUCCGCUGCAGCGACUGCGCAGCUGGGCAGCGGGGGAAACGGCGGCCUCCUGAGCUGGGGGAGGAAGCCGCCAUCUUGAGACGGUCUGACAAACACGACAGAACUUCAAAAAUCUUGGUUAGAGAAACUGGAGACGGAAGUUAAAAACAAGACUGCAGCCCUGCCCCGCCCCGUGUGGGACUGGUACAGGGGGUACUGGCUGCAAACUCCCCCCAAUCUGGGAUGCAAUUUUUUUUUUCUUUUUUGGCAUAUUCCAAUCUUUACAGAAAUCCACAGAAGAAAUUUAUUCACUCUAAUGACACUGCACCCUGGUGGAGAAAUAGUGAUGAUUUUGUGUUUAGAUCUUGAUCUAAACAUGGCAUAAAAAUGAAGGUUGAAUGUAUGUUUUUUAUAAAUGCAAGAAAAUAAAGAUAUGAGAUCAUGGUUGUGUUUCUACUAAAUAAUAAUGUAGAGUUGCUUAUGGAUUGUUUAAAAAAACCUUACUGAUAUUUCCAGUAAUGGGACUAUGAUGGAGUUUUCAAUCAAGGUUUUUUUCUGUAUGAAUUGCA